AUGAACGUCGCCAGCGUGGGACGGCCGGUCGGCUGUCUCAAGACGGCCCUUCGACGGACGAGAUUCCAGAGGUCGUUCCAGCGGUACAACUCUUCGGCCAGCCUGGAGCCCAGAAAGUCGACCGAGGUCCAGCCUCACUUCAAGAAGGCUUUCAAGAAUGCCUUUAGCGCUGAACAACGGGCCGACAUUGCCAAGGUCAACAAGUUCCAGAUCUACCCUCAGGUCCCUACCAUCCGCUCAACGCACCCCGACCCGAUGCCCGCCCUCCUCGACAAGCAGAUCGCCAAGCUGGACCCAACAGGGGCACGCACACGACUCUUCUCCAAGGAGCACGCCGACAGCGCCAAGGUGGGCGACGUGCUGAUGGUGACGACCAAGACGGGCGAGCCGUUCGCGGGGGCCUUUAUCCAGAUCCGACGCCGGGGCCAGGACACGGCGAUCCAGCUGCGGGGACAGAUGAUGAAGGUGGGAGUCGAGAUGUGGUUCAAGAUCUACAGCCCGACGGUGACGGGCAUCGACAUCAUCUGGAGACGGCCCAAGAGGGCGCGCCGCGCGAGGUUGACGUACAUGCGCAAGCCCAAGCACGACAUGGGCAGCGUGGACCAGCUGGUGUUUGCAUGGAAGAAGGAGAGGUACACGCUGCGGUCUCGGGCGAAGCAGACUGGACAUGGGCAGCAGAGGAGGUGA
Molecule: messenger RNA, 687 nt
Organism: Fusarium vanettenii 77-13-4
Lineage: Eukaryota; Fungi; Ascomycota; Sordariomycetes; Hypocreales; Nectriaceae
Exons: 2
Coding region: 1-687 (228 amino acids)
Biological process (GO): translation
Cellular component (GO): ribosome; mitochondrial large ribosomal subunit
Molecular function (GO): structural constituent of ribosome
Source: RefSeq, a predicted model, not a curated record